Closterium sp. Naga37s-1 is the source of this 3876-nucleotide messenger RNA. The record is from the annotation of a GenBank genome assembly. NCBI's taxonomy places the organism in Eukaryota, Viridiplantae, Streptophyta, Zygnematophyceae, Desmidiales, Closteriaceae.
AUGAAGAAGCGGUCCGGGAAGCAGUCGGCGUCGUCGCUAGUGGCGAUCCGGUUCGACUUUAAAGUGCAUCUUAUCGAGCUGCGCCCAUGGCUGCGGAUGGGCGCGCCGGCAAUCAUUCAGUGGCAGCGCGGGGACAAGCGCACGGGCUUUUCCAAGCCGGUGCGCGCGCAGCGCGACGAGGGCGGCGCGGACGAGAACGCGUUUAAAGUGGUCAUCGACCAGACAUUCCGGGUCCCCGCCACUCUGUACCGCGAGCGCGGCGGCCCCGGCGCGCCGUACCAGCGCAAGACGGCGGCGUUUUCGAUCCACGAGGCGCAGGCGGACGACUCGGCGCAGCCCAAACCAACAGCGCUGGGGAAGGCGUCGCUCGACCUCUCCGCCUUCGCGGACUGCGCCGGCGUGCUCCCCCACGCGCUCCCCGUGCAAGUCUCCAAGUCUCUAGGCGCAGCGCUGGGCCGCCCCGAGCUACACCUGACGGUGGAGUGCGUGGGGAAGAAGCUGAGUAAAGAAGCCGCCGCGGAGGAGGCGGGCGCGGGGGGGUAUGGCGCGGGGGGCGCGGGCGCGCUGCCGCGGUUCUACCCGACGAAGCUGGAGCCGCUAGAGGACGCGGAGGACACGGCGGGAUCGUCGGGGGACGAGACCUGCUACUCGGACGCCGCUGGGUCCGUGACUGGCGGCGGGGGGAGCCGCCUCGGCCCGCUCUCCGACCAUGGGGGGAGCGAUUCGGAGCACAUGGGCGCAGGCGGUGCGCACGGGACGCACGGCGCGCAUGGGGGGCACGGGGGGAAAGGGUCAGGGAGGGAGCAUACGCGGAAGGACAGUGGGGCGUCGUCAGGGGGGCAUGAGAAUCAGAGCAGCGACACGGAGAUGGUCAGACGGGGGAGUGGCCCGAGGAGAGGGCAUGCGGGAGGAAACGAGGACCAAGGCAGCUCCACGCCAGGCUCGGCAGCAGGCUCGGCGGCAGGUUCGGCAAGUGGUUCGCCAAAGCGAGCGGGAGAGGGGAGUAGGACUUUGAAGGGCGCGCCAGGGAGCGCGAGAGAGGGGAGAGGGGCGGGCAGGAGCGAGAAAGGGAGGGGGAGAGAUCGCAGGCGGUUUUCAGGGGGGGAGAUGGACCUUAGCCUCGCGUUCCAGGCGUCAGCGGGGGGAGCCAGAGCGCAGGGCGCGGGGGGCGGGGGAUUGCCGCCGGUGGGCGGGGUAGGCGCGGGGGAAGCGGGGUUGGGGGGUCUCAUGGCUUCCCUGCCGGUUGGCGGGGGCGUGGAUGGGGCAAUGGAUGACGCAUGGGCGCAGAAUGCGUGGGAGGAGGGGGAAGAGGGGGAGGAUGGUCGAGGGGAAGGUUUGGAGGAGGGGGAGGACGAGGGGGGGCAUGAUGGGUUUGGGGAAGAGGAGGGGGAAGCGGAGAUUGAAGGAGGGUCGUUCGAAGAUCUGAAUGACGCUUUUGGUAACAUGGAUGGUGGUAACAUGGGCGGUGGGGGAAAGGGCAGGGGUGGUGGAGGAGAGGCAGCAGACAUGCAUGACGUGUAUUCACAUGAUAUUUACGUGCAUGACCCACAGGGCACCCAUGGUGAUGAUGGGGAUGAUGGUGGCUUGGAGGACAUGUAUGGGCAUCACGACAUGCAUGAUAUGUACGGGCACCAUGGCAUAGGGAGAGGCAUGGGGAUGGGGAUGGGAAGGGAGGAGCAGGAGGAGGAGGAGGUGAGGGAGGAGGAAUUGGAGGACCUGUCUCUGGCAUACGAGAGGGGCGGGCCGGGGCAGCUGCAUGGGGGUGGCAUGGGGCUGGACGGAGGGAUGGGGACAAGGAAAGGCGGGCGACAGCAGCAGCAGCAGCAGCAGCAGGGAGACGGGGAGGAUUAUUGGGGCGAGGAGCAGGAGGGGGAGCAGGGGGGGAUGCAAGAGGGGUAUGGGCAUGGGCGGGGGUAUCCAGGGGGCGAGGGCUACGGGCAGGGAGAAGAGGACUAUGGGGACGGGGGAUAUGAGGAAGGGGAAAAUGGGGAGGAAGGGGGAUAUGGGCAAGGGCAUGGGCAAGGGCAAGGGCAAGGGCAAGGGCAUGAGCAUGGACAUGGGCAAGGGAAGAAGAGGCAGGGGCGAGGGGGGUAUGAUGAUGCAGAGGGGGAGUAUGUGCAAGUGGAUGAAAGGGAGGGUGAGGAGGGGGAGGGGGAAUACAUGCAAGAUGGUGAUGGAGGUGAUGGGUAUAAUGAUGGCACCGGCAUGAACGGGGGUGAGGGGGAGUAUGACGAGGCGUUUGGGUUCGAGCAGAGGCAGGGCAGCUAUGGCCGUGCGACCGACAGGUACGGGGACCAGCAAGCGGGGUAUGAGGAUGGGUACGCAGAGGAAGCGUAUGGGGACGGGUAUGUGGAGCAUGGCAAUGAGCGCGCCGGGGGGGAGGAGGAGCAGGACGAGCAGCAGCAGGCGGAGGAGGAACAAGAGGAGGAGGAGGAGGAGGACGAGGAAGAAUUCGAGACGCUGCCUCCCCCCCCACCAAAAUCCCCCAGGUUCCGGCAGCGGUCGCUAGACGGUAAAGACCCCGCUGGUGCUGGUGCUGGUGGUGGCAUGAGUCCAUUCGGUGAUGGCCUGCUGUAUGGUCUCACAUCGCCCUCCAGCCCUGCAGGCGACCUCUUCCCCGUCAACCUCAAGAAGCCCAUGCCCUACGUGGGGGGAGCUCUGGGCAUCGAUGCGGUUACCGCGUCGCCGCCCAGAGCAGCCAGCAGCGGCGGUGCUGGGGGGAGUGGGUCCGAGUCCGGUAGUACUGGGGGCGGCGGGGGCGGGAGCGGGGGACGGGGAGGUCCGGGGGUGCUGGGUCAGUCUAAGAGCAUGAAGGUAGUGGGGGAGCGGGCAGGGGAGAGAGAAGAGGAGCGGGGAGGAGGGGACGCGUCGAGUUUGGAGUUUGAGUGGCGGAAGGUGCGGACAGAGAAGAAGCUAGUAGAGGAGGAGAAGCGAGCUCUGCAGACCCUGGGGGACGAGGUGCAGCGGCUGAGAGUGUGGGCUGAGAACGAGCGUGCGCGGCUCAAGAAGGAGCACACACAGAUUGAGAUGGAUAAGAAGCGGUGCAGUGAGUUGGAGAGCCAGAUGGCGGAGUUUUCCGCGUGGUCAGAGGCGGAGGAGGAGAGGAUACGGAGGGAGAGGGAGGAAGCGGAGCAGAUGAAAGGGGCGGCGGAGGCAGCAGAGAGGAGGGUGAGGGAGGAGAGGGAGCGGUUUGAGUGGGAGCAGCAGCGAGUGGCAGAGGAGAAAACGCACCUCGACGAAGCUGCUGCUUCGGUCGCCGAGGCUCUGGCUCGGGCUGCUGAGGCUGAGGAGAGGGCGAGGAGCGCAGAGCGGAAUUUCGGGCGGCUGCCCGGGGAUUUGAGAGACGCAGCAAUGGCUGAUGUGGCAGUGUAUGCAGUACGGCCAGAACACGGGGGAUCCGUGCGACGAGUUCACACUCCCGCGAGGCGAAUAGCGAGGGCUUAUGCAUUCGUGCGGGUUCACGAGGGGGAUGAGAGAGUAGGGGGCGUGGCGAGAGUCGCCGUGACGGCACUUACUCUCGUCUCCAAGUCUGCAGCUGAUGAUGCUGCUAGGCUGCUGUUCUGGUGGUCCAAUACUGUGAUGCUCCGAGAGGCCAUAGCCAGCAUUGCUCCCACUGAAGCCCACUCUGAUGAGCCCCACUCUGCCAAUUCCUCCUCCUCCUCCUUCCCCCUCUCCGACCGAACCUCUUCUGGUUCCGAACCGGAUUCCGAACCUGGUGGAGGUUCUGGGCCUGGGAAAAGGGGUGGGAGAGGAGGGAAGGGGGGAGGAGGAGGGGCAGGGGAAGGGGCGGGUGGGGGGGGGAGGGGGGCGGGAGUCGUGGGGGAGUCCGGGGGCGGUGGUGGCGGCGCUGAGGCGGCUGGAGGAGUGGCAGCAUGA